Molecule: messenger RNA, 3866 nt
Organism: Nezara viridula (southern green stink bug)
Lineage: Eukaryota; Metazoa; Arthropoda; Insecta; Hemiptera; Pentatomidae
Source: the annotation of a GenBank genome assembly
GUCAGUGGCACGGUCUCGUAGUAAAUAUUUUGAAAUGUAUAAAUUGACCAAAAAUGUAACUGUAAAGGUUGCAAUUAAACCUCAAAAUUCAGAUAGUGUAUUAUCCUGUAGUAAACAAACAAUGAGUGGGAAUGAAACAUAGAUGAUGGAUGAUAGGAACGGUUGCUUUGACCACGAUGACUUGUUUGCUCGGCUUGGUGCCGAAACGGACUGCCUUAAGGAUUUCAUCUUGGAGCCUAUGCAGCCGCUUAGUGUUCCGUCUCUUCUUCCUACCCAACCACCACCCAUUCCACAGAUCUCAUGGAACAAUGGGCAGAUCCACUACCCGACUCCAAUUCCCAAUGUGGAUCCACUAGGCCUUCCUCAUGAUGAUGUACUUUCUCUUCCUCAUGAUGGUGGUCUUAGCUUGGCCCAUGAUCCAGGAUUAAUUCUUCCCCAUGAACAUUGUUUAAACCAACCACAGGAUCAUGUCUACCCUACCGAAAUGGAAACAGUUCCUGUUACCAACGGGGACUGUUGGUCCCCGGCUGGUUUUGUGGGUGCAAGUCCAGCUGGUUUCACAACUGCUAGUGCUAGUGAAAGAACUGUGAGUAGUGACUGUGUUAGCUCAGAAACGAUGUGUUCCCCAAGUGAAGGGACCAGUGAUAGUCCGAGUGGCAGUAAGAAUGUAGUAAAUUUUGAGACUUUAGAAACACAAAAGAAGAGAGGUCGAAAGAAAAAAAGCUCUGAAAAGAAAAGACAUACAACAGUUGCAACCUAUCAUUCACAAAUUUCACCUGAACAAAAUGGCAUUAUUUUAAAAAUAAGGAAAUCAAUGACUGAAGUACCUCAGAAAAAUCGAAAAAGAAGACAAAAAGAAUCUGAGAGAUAUGAAGAAGAGUAUGAAGAGCCUGAGGUGCAAAGUGGUUGGGGAAGUCAUUUACCUAAACUUGUGCUUCACAAAAUUUUUCAAAUGGUUACAAGGACUGAAGGCUGUGUUCCAUUUUUAGUAAGGGUUUCUCGUGUUUGUCGGCUGUGGCGUGAGGUGGCCAUCUCCCCUCGUCUGUGGCAGCAUGUUGACCUUGCCAGCACAUGGGUUAAAGACAGAGCAAAAAAUGACCUGAAGUUUCGUUGGCUGUGUGAAAACAGGCUUGCACUUGUCCAUGAUCUUAAUAUUGGUGGUUGGGAGUUCGACGGCAUUCCAACUAUUCUUGAUAAACUUGCCUCUUCCUGUGGAGAGCUACGUGGCCUAAGCUUGACAGGGUGGCAAGGACUGUCGGCUGAGCAUGUCAAGUUCCUAAUCUCACACUGCCCGAAACUCCAGCGUCUUGAUCUGUCCUCCAUCAAUCCUGAAAUGGGGAAUCCGAGGAGUGCAGUUUCCAUGCUGUCUCUAGUCUCCUUAGCCCAAGAAAUGGGGGAGCGCCUUACCCAGCUUGUUCUUUCUGAUAACAAGCUGUCCGGAAUUCCUCAGAUCGUUUCGGCACUAGCGAGUUGCUGUCCAAAUCUGCAGGUGCUUGACCUGUCCAAUGUUCGAACUGUAUCGCACACUACAGUUCAUCUGCAUAUAGAAAAACUGCAGAAAGGUUGUCCAAAGUUGCGCGUACUUAGGAUAACCAAUAGCGAACUAGCCAUUGCUACUGUCUCACUGAAAGAGCAGAGCUUGUCAGAGGGAUUUCCAAUGUUGGAAGAGUUAAGCGUGGCUGACACUGCAGGAACUAUGUGCGCCCAACCAGUAAUUGAUGAUGAUUCCCUCCAGAGGAUAUUGAAGAGUUCUCAUAAAUUGAGGCUGCUCGAUGUCAGGGGAUGUUCUAGAGUCACUGGUAACUCACUCGUCCGUUUGCCUGCUUGGGAUCUGGAACACCUGUUUCUAUCAGGCUGUUAUGUGACCCGCAUCAACGAUUCAGGGCUAGAGCUUAUCUGCCAGAAGUGGGCUCACAGCCUCAUUGAGGUGGACCUGGCCUGGUCCACUGCCACUCUUCCGUUGGACCAGGCUGUAGCUGCUCUUGCCAGCCCUGACCACAGCUCUCCCCUAAGGGUGCUGAACUUGUGUGGGUCUUCAGUUAAUUUGGACCCAGUGAAGUCAGUGCUGGCUCGAUGCCCUAUGCUCAGCUCUUUGAACCUGAGUUCUUGUAGGGCAAUGCCGAGGGGCAUCAAACGGCUCUACACUGGUCAGGCUCUGUCACAGCUUCGAGCCAACAUGGCAAAGGAGCAGGAGUGAACAACAGAAGCAAACUGUGUUCUUAUUUAUAUAUAAGUAUAUAGAGAAAAAGUUAUCUUUUAUAUAUAGUUCUUGGUUUAGUCAAACUGUGUACGUCGGGACUUCUUAUUUUAAGUUCGAAAUGAGUUUUGAAUUCUAAACGGGUUUGAUUAAGUCAUGGGACAGAAGAUGUUAAGAGAGAGAGAGUGAAGAACCUACGCUUGAGGCGUUUGUCGUGCUUUAAUCAACAUGUAAAAUAUUAAGACAAUAGUUACCUUCUGAUGAGAUUUUUGUAAGCAUUCUGUCUGGUCACUGUGUUUGUUUAGAGUGAAAUAAAUAUGUUCUUGGGCUUAGAAAUACUUCAUAAUAAAAAAAAAAAAAAAUCAAGCUCCUUAUUUUGAUGCUUACAUGGGUUAUUUUAUAUGUAAUGACAGAUUGUUGGAAGAGCAACUUUUUGUAAUUAAUUACAGUGCAUAUUGGUAGAUACAAAGCCUUGCACAGAUUGAGUGAAAUAAUCUGUAGUGCAAAAAAAGGUAGAAAUGCAAUGUUUUAAAUUCUAAUAUCCAUUAUCUCUAAGUAGAACUUUAAAGAUAAAAAUAGAAUAUUCCGUUUGUUUUCAAUUUGUUUAGUAUAUUAAAAUUUAUUAACACUGAAGGGGAAAAAGUGGCCAGAUUAUCUUAUUUAUUUAGUUUUUAAAUCAACUAAUAGUUAAUAUCUCUAGUUACAAACAAGUCUUUCACAACAAUUAAUUGAUCAUUUAAGAACAAAUGAUGUAUAUAAUUAAAAAUAACAAAAAAAUAAAUUUGUAUGAAAAUUAAAAUUUCAAUAGGAUGUCAUUCCUAUUGAUGUUUUGAUAGUUAAUCAGAGAUAUUUUCAUCUUCUUUCAUUAAAAACAUCCAUUAACUUUAAUAGAGAUACUAGUAAAUAUAUGGACUAUGUUAGAGCCACAUUUUUUCCAUGUUGUUAUUUUCAAUAUAUUAAUAAUUUUAUAUUCUCUGUUUGUUGGAUUUAGUCCUUUCCAUCAUAAAAACUUUUCAUUUUAAUAUAAUAAUCUGAACGAAAUUAUCACUCUUUUUGUGCAGGGUGUUACUAAUCACCUAAGCAUAUAUUUAUGAGUAUUAUUUAUUUUUUAUACAUAUAAAUAUUUUUACUUUAUGAAUUUUAUUAUAUUGUGGGUUUGAUGGAGAAAAUCAUUUUUAUUUGGACGGUUUGUAUCGCCUCUUAGCAUUGGAUAUAGUGACUCGUGAUUUCAUCAUCAGUCAGAUGUUGACUCGUAUACUUCCAUUUGUGUAAAUAUUUUUUAAAAUUUGAAUCUAUGUAAUUUUUUAAAAGUAAAUAAAUGUUGCUGAGUCGUAAUACUGCUAGGUAAUUUUGUGUUUUGAAUUAUGUUAGCAUAUGAAUUCUUGUGAUAUGUGUUGAGUGAGAGUUACUAAUCUAUUUAUCAUUUUUCAUUUGCGUUAAAUUAUGUUAUUGUAUGUAUAUUUUUUUUAUUUUUAAUAAGUUAUUAUUUUUUAUGUCUUUUAUUUGUGUGCCAGUGAAUAAAAUUUCUCUUGAAUCUCUCCAGCAAAGCCACAAUAGAUAAGCAUAUGUGUGAUGUUUUGUUUGUAUCAAUGUAAUUCUUACAUUGUCGAAUAUGUUGAUCACUACUAGUAAGAUUGCUCAUAAUUAUCUAUUACAUGUUAAAAUCUUA